Molecule: messenger RNA, 624 nt
Organism: Symbiodinium sp. CCMP2456
Lineage: Eukaryota; Dinophyceae; Suessiales; Symbiodiniaceae
Source: the annotation of a GenBank genome assembly
AUGCAGCGACCACCCGAGGAGGGUGGCUACGACUUCUCGAGCACUGGCGAGUGCAUCAUGCGGCCGCGGCCGCAUUGGCCCAAGAAGCUGAGGGAGUGGGCGGAGAGCUGCCUGAAGUACACGGCCAAGGAUGCUUUUCGGGACCUUUUGGCUGCGGCCCCAAAUCAUGGGCAGGGUCGUCUGCUCACCGCCGAGGAGAUCUUCGCCGAAGAGGGCUUCCUGGGCAGGCUGGCGUCAUGGCUCGAGCGUGCUCACAAGGCAGCAACCGCCUUCCCGGUGGGCCUUUGGACGCAGGAGCUUCACGAUGACUUCCUCAAGCUCUUUGGAUUCCCAGUCCUGGACUUUUUCCCCGGCGUGCCCUACAUCGGGAAUUUCUCCGUUAUGCGGAAGCUCUAUGAGGCCGGCAGCCCCGAUGCCCUGGCGGCGAGCGCCUUGGCCGAGUCCAGUGCUCGCGCUUCCGUCCGCGAGCACGGGCUGCUAGUAAAGGCCACUACUGCGAGGCCUGGAUGCGAGGGCGCCGCGGGCCUGUCAAAAGCGCUGGCCGGUCAGAAAGCGCCGGAAUUCGGAAUUGACCCCGGCCUGGGCCCAGCGAGGGCCGACCACGUCUGCCGCGAGAAACCCUAA